AACUGUGUCCAUAGCAACAACAAGCCAACGUGCUUGACCUGGUUGUGUAUGUAAUUGGUAGAGUACUUCCGGGGCACAUUUAUGCAUGUUGCAGCAUCACUUUUAUUCCUAGUGUUUUCAUUGUUUUUGUCUACCUUUUUCUAAGAAAAUGUCUCGGGGGUCAAGUGCCGGUUUUGAUCGGCAUAUCACUAUCUUCUCACCGGAGGGAAGGCUCUAUCAAGUCGAAUAUGCUUUCAAGGCUAUUAAUCAGGGGGGGCUCACGUCGGUGGCUGUCCGGGGGAAAGACUGUGCAGUGGUGGUCACGCAGAAGAAAAUACCAGACAAGCUGUUGGAUUCAUCAACUGUCACCCACCUCUUCAGAAUCACAGACAGCAUAGGCUGUGUAAUGUCAGGAAUGACAGCUGACAGCAAAUCCCAAGUCCAGAGAGCCAGAUACGAGGCCGCCAACUGGAUGUACAAGUACGGUUACGAGAUCCCAGUGGACAUGCUCUGCAAGAGGCUUGCUGACAUCUCCCAGGUCUACACACAGAAUGCGGAAAUGAGGCCUCUGGGCUGCUGUAUGAUCGUGAUUGGCAUGGAUGAGGAGUUGGGCCCACAGGUGUACAAGUGUGACCCAGCCGGCUACUACUGCGGUUUCAAGGCCACAGCGGCAGGGGUCAAGCAGACAGAGGCAACCAGCUUCCUAGAGAAGAAAGUAAAGAAAAAACUAGACUGGACCUUUGAACAAACUGUGGAGACAGCGGUCACCUGUCUGUCAACAAUUCUUGCCAUUGAUUUCAAGCCAUCCGAGUUGGAAGUAGGAGUUAUUACCACUGACAACCCAAAGUUCAGGAUUCUGACUGAAUCAGAGGUAGAUACCCACUUGGUUGCUCUGGCAGAGAGGGAGUGAAAGGAGGUGGAAGAGAGAGAGUGAGAGAGAGAGACCUUUUGGACCCAGUUACAGUGGUGCAAGCCUUGUUUCAUGUAUAUUUACCCUGUUCAAUUAAAGACAUUUUUGAGUAAAACAAA
This is a messenger RNA of Engraulis encrasicolus (European anchovy), 1008 nucleotides long. Its product is annotated as proteasome subunit alpha type-6. Gene Ontology annotation, biological process: ubiquitin-dependent protein catabolic process; proteasomal protein catabolic process. The transcript has 7 exons. NCBI's taxonomy places the organism in Eukaryota, Metazoa, Chordata, Actinopteri, Clupeiformes, Engraulidae. Bases 149 to 889 code for a protein of 246 amino acids. Gene Ontology annotation, cellular component: proteasome core complex; nucleus; proteasome core complex, alpha-subunit complex. The record is from RefSeq and is a predicted model, not a curated record.